UGACAGAGCGAGACUCCGUCUCAAAAAAACAAAACAAAACCCAGGAGGAGGAGGUGGCAAGAGGGGUGAGGGCUGAAGCCAGUGCACACUAUGGUCAAGUGAGGUCAGCAAGGCCUACAGGCUCCAGUGGAUUUCCUGAGGAGGCAGGACCUGCCAGGCUAUGAGUGAGGGUCAGCUGCACACAGACCACCUCAGGGCACACGUCAGGUGGCUGGGCCUGCCUGCAUGGCUUCUCUUGGUUGGGACUGACUUUUGCUUUUCCACCUCUUAAAAGCAGGGUGAGAGGAGGGGCACAAUGGCGAGGUGUUAUGCGCACAUUGGGGAAACUAGUUAUUGAGCUGUAGACUACCUUCGCAUUCUGCCUUUUCCCACACAAGUGUCAGGAAGGAUGAGGUCAGAAUAUGCAGGGAGGGGAAGCCAGGGCCAAAGAUGAUGCUGGAAAUGCAGGAAGAGACAGGCUUCAGUAGGGAAGGGUGGGGAGAGGUGGGAGCAGGAAUUUUGGCUGGAGAAGCAGGCAGGCCUGGGCCAAGGAGGAGGGAAGAUGUGUAGGCUCCAGUGACUCCUCUCUGAGGAAGAAUGUGGCCCUGGGGCAGAAGGAGGCCUCCCCACUCACCCUGGGGACGUUGUACUGUCCCCAGACCUCUAGGAUGAAGGUUUGUCCUCCUGUUCCAUCUAGUCUUCCAUGUCAUCCCUGCCCCUCAGGCGCAGGAUAAGUGGAAGAACAGGAUUCAUCUGUGCCCCGAAGACAGCUCUGGGACAGAGCUUCUCACAAAGGCUUUAGACCGAGCUAAGCUUCUACUGAAGGCUCAGCACAGCUGGCAUCUGUUUGGAGGGCCUGGAUACAGAGACACUGAGGAGUCUUCAUGACGACGCCUGGCUGUGGGGAAAGGGUGCAUCCUCCCAACGCUGCCUGAACACAGAGGCAGAGGAAGUAGGCUUCGCUAAUUCAGCAAGCGGGUUAGGGUGCACACUAAAGAGGGACUUCCUGUGUCGGGGCUGAGACACUGAUGGGCCACGAGACUCUCAAAGGAGGAUGGGGCUAUUCCAGAGCUGAUCCUCAGGAGCAAGGAGGAUGGGAAGAUGUGAGAAUCCUUCUUUUCAGACCUCUGACCCUAAGGAAUUGGAGUCCGGAGACCCAGGAUGUGAAUUAUUUGAAAGAGGAGGCAAAGACAGAGCAAGGCAUGUGGUGCUUGUGGGGAGGUGGGCAAGGCAGGCAAGGCAGAUGGGAGGAACUGGGCAGAGAGGAGGCAUUCCCCUCCCCCCCACACCCUUCUCAUUGUCCCCAACCCCCUGGUCCUUUCUCCUCAGCUCCCCUCGACAUCAUUGGUCUGCUGCCAGGGAGGCUGGAUACCAGGGCAGGGUGUGUGUGGGAGUGAGGGAAUGAUCACGAUUUUGCCUCCUGCUCACUUUUAUACUCUUGUUCUCACUUCCUGCCUCUGGCAGAAAAAAACCCUGCCCCUCUGGCUUAUCUCAGCAAAGAGCAGUGCCCAGCCCAGCUCAGAGGGCAAGGGGACAGAUCCCAGAGGCCCUGGGGAGGUCUCCGCUGCUGAUGAAGCCGUGACCAAGCGCACCCACCACUUGGCAGCCAUCUCUCCCUGCAGCCAUAGUCCACAUUCCCAUGCCCCGCGUCUGCUUGUUUUGGGACCAUCUCUGUGCAGCCUCUAGGCCCCAGCCCCGGAGGUGAAUGCCAUGCCCUGACCCUGGUGUGCCCCAUGGCAUCCCCAACCUAGCUCCCAUUACAAAUUUGGCACGAUGUCAGCAAACACCUCAACCAACAGUUCUGUUAUCGAGUGUCCUGACUACCGACCUACCCACCGCCUGCACAUGGUGGUCUACAGCUUGGUGCUGGCUGCCGGGCUCCCCCUCAACGCGCUGGCCCUCUGGGUCUUCCUGCGCGCGCUGCGCGUGCACUCGGUGGUGAGCGUGUACAUGUGCAACCUGGCGGCCAGCGACCUGCUCUUCACCCUCUCGCUGCCCGUGCGCGUCUCCUACUACGCACUGCACCACUGGCCCUUUCCCGACCUCCUGUGCCAGACGGCGGGCGCCAUCUUCCAGAUGAACAUGUACGGCAGCUGCAUCUUUCUGAUGCUCAUCAACGUGGACCGCUACGCCGCCAUCGUGCACCCGCUGCGACUGCGCCACCUGCGGCGGCCCCGCGUGGCGCGGCUGCUCUGCCUGGGCGUGUGGGCGCUCAUCCUGGUGUUCGCCGUGCCCGCCGCCCGCGUGCACAGGCCCUCGCGCUGCCGCUACCGGGACCUCGAGGUGCGCCUAUGCUUCGAGAACUUCAGUGAUGAGCUGUGGAAGGGCGGGCUGCUGCCGCUCGUGCUACUGGCCGAGACGCUGGGCUUCCUGCUACCCCUGGCGGCGGUGGUCUACUCGUCCGGCCGCGUCUUCUGGACGCUGGCGCGCCCCGACGCCACGCGGAGCCAGAGGCGGCGGAAGACGGUGCGCCUCCUGCUGGCCAACCUCGUCAUCUUCCUGCUGUGCUUCGUGCCCUACAACGCCACGCUGGCGGUCUACGGGCUGCUGCGAAGCAGGCUGGUGGCGGCCAGCGCCCCUGCCCGCGAUCGUGUGCGCGGGGUGCUGAUGGUGAUGGUGCUGCUGGCCGGAGCCAACUGCGUGCUGGACCCGCUGGUGUACUACUUCAGCGCCGAGGGCUUCCGCAACACCCUGCGCGGCCUGGGCACUGCGCACCAGACCAGGACCUUGGCCACCAACGGGACGCGGGAGGCGCUCGCGCAAGCCGAAGAGUCCGUCACCACCGACGCCACCAGGCUGGAUGCCGCCAGUCAGGGGCUGCUCCGACCCUCCAACUCCCACCCCCUGUCUUCCUUCACACAGUGUCCCCAGGAUUCGGCCCUCUGAACGCACAUCAUGCGAUAGCGCCGUCCGUGCCCGACCCCCGGCGCCUCUGGUUCUGGGAGGUUUUCAGGGUGUGCACACAAGAAGGUGGGCUGGGCCACUUGGAUCUUUGGCUGGCAACUCCAGCUUAGGAACGCAGACGAGUACAAAGUGUGGAAGCCAGGGCCCGGGGAAGGCAGUGCUGCUGGAAACGGCCUCUUUAAACUGUGAGCGCGCAGAGGACCCCUUCUCCAGAGGUGGGAAGUGAUGCAGAGAGCCCACCCGUGCAGAGGGCAGACGAGGACAGAAUGCCUACUGGUGGACGGGGCAUUAAACUGCUAAAAGCUGGUUAAAUGGAACAAAAUGAGCAUUCUGGAUUUAAACCACCACAGGGGCCUGAGAGCUGAAGAACCCCAGGUUGGAUGGACCAAGCCACUAAGAUGCCUGUUCAUCUGCCGCCUAGGGUCAUGGAUGCCACCCACUUUCAUUUCUGCCUAGGCUUCCCCUCCUCACCAUUGAGAGUUCCAUAUGGACAGAACAAGGUUCUUUCUCACUUAGUGACUUGUGACAAUUUAGACCUGGCAUCUGGCAUGGGGCAGUUGGGGCAGGGCAAAACUGACUUGUUUCCCCCUCGCCAAAAUUCAAGUCCAAACUCUUUUUUACGUUAAACUUUCUUCCACCACGCCCCUUUUCAGGGCCUCCUCCAUUCUAGGUCCUUAAUAUGCUGUCUCUCUCUGCUUCGUCCAGAGCAAGGAGAAAAUUCUUUCUACUAAAGCACUGGUUCUCAAACUUUGGUCUUAGACCCCUUUACACUCUUAGAAAUUGAGGAUCUCAAAGAGCUUUGCUUAUAUUUUGUUCUUUUGAUGCUUGCCAUACUAGAAAUUAAAGCAAAUACAUUUUUAAAACAAAUACACAAGCACACAUUCCAUUAGCCAUGAGAGCAAUAAUGUCAUCACACACACUUCAUGAAAUCUCUGGAAAACUCUACAGUAUACUUGUGAGAGAAUGAGAGUGAAAAGGCCAAAUAACAUCUGUGUAGCAGUAUUAUGAAAAUAGCUUGACCUCGUGGACUUCCUCAAAGGGUUGGUCCCUGGAUCACACUUUGAGAACCAUACUUGUCCUGAAGUAUUAGAGUUCAUGGCUAACUUCUUCCCAGGGUAUUAUAUACAGUGCUUUUUAUUACUGUGGGGAGACGGCAGUGCUAAACAAAUUAAUUACUACUGAUAGUC
Messenger RNA from Sapajus apella (tufted capuchin), 4070 nucleotides. It is a transcript of the gene LPAR5, whose product is annotated as lysophosphatidic acid receptor 5. The coding region runs from base 1753 to 2865 and encodes 370 amino acids. Gene Ontology annotation, molecular function: G protein-coupled receptor activity. Gene Ontology annotation, cellular component: membrane. Lineage: Eukaryota; Metazoa; Chordata; Mammalia; Primates; Cebidae. Gene Ontology annotation, biological process: G protein-coupled receptor signaling pathway; behavioral response to pain. The transcript is spliced from 2 exons. The record is from RefSeq and is a predicted model, not a curated record.